Dreissena polymorpha is the source of this 507-nucleotide messenger RNA. RefSeq lists its product as uncharacterized. NCBI's taxonomy places the organism in Eukaryota, Metazoa, Mollusca, Bivalvia, Myida, Dreissenidae. The coding region runs from base 114 to 476 and encodes 120 amino acids. The record is from RefSeq and is a predicted model, not a curated record. The transcript is spliced from 2 exons.
AUGACGUAGAACCAUUUUUGGUAGAGUGCAGCCUUGUUGACCCAAGAUUCAGGGACAUCCAGUUCAUCACUGAUCAGAACAGAACUGAUGCUCUGGCAGCCAUCAAAAACAGAAUGUCUACCAUUGCUCUUCGGAUAGGAUUGAUGAGACAAACAGCUGUCACACAGGAGGAAGCUAAGGCCACAGCUGAUGACAGUGACCAGCCCCCUCAGUUGAACAUCCUGAAUGAUGAGGAGCAAUCUGAUGACAACAACAACUACAAGGAGCAAGAGCCAGCUAUUGUUGUUGAAGACACCCCAGAGGCAGAUAAUUACAAAAAACCAACAAGUUCUCUAGGACGUUUGUUUGAUGUGUUCAUUACUAAAGAAGAGUCUUCUGCUGCUGAUAAAGUUGAAUUAGAGCUGAACUGUUAUCUGAAAGAAUCAAGGGCGAAAAUGGAAAUGAAUCCAAUAGACUGGUGGGGGGGCAAGGUCUGACAAAUAUCCUAUUCUAGCUAGAGUUGCCUGU